Molecule: messenger RNA, 1410 nt
Organism: Kazachstania africana CBS 2517
Lineage: Eukaryota; Fungi; Ascomycota; Saccharomycetes; Saccharomycetales; Saccharomycetaceae
Gene: SSL1
Product: TFIIH/NER complex subunit SSL1
Exons: 1
Coding region: 1-1410 (469 amino acids)
Biological process (GO): nucleotide-excision repair; DNA-templated transcription; regulation of transcription by RNA polymerase II
Cellular component (GO): transcription factor TFIIH core complex; transcription factor TFIIH holo complex
Molecular function (GO): zinc ion binding
Source: RefSeq, a predicted model, not a curated record
AUGGCCCCAGGAAUUAAUUCAGCUUCGGAUUCUGAUGAAGAAAUUGUCAAUAUAUCAAAUAGAAGGGGCAAAAGGCAGCUAAACCGUAAUGAUGAUGGGAAUAUACAAGAAAAUGAGAGGGAUGAGGACAACUUAGAUAGAGAAGAUAGAGGUCAGAGGCGAUCGAGGUCAAAUAGGAAACAAAAGCUUAAGUCAAGAAAGAAGAAAUCCAAUGGUAAAAAUACUCAGGGUGGCAGCGGCGGUUAUGCCUGGGAAGACGAAAUUAAAAGAAGUUGGGAUCUGGUUACUCUAGACGAAGAUGGGGAUAUGGUUUCUUUGGUGGCAAGUUUGAUUGAAGCCAGAAAGAAAAGGGCAGCCAAGAGAAGUGUUACGCCGUUUCAGCGUGGUAUUAUCAGAAAUCUUAUUCUUACUUUAGAUUGUAGUGAAAGUAUGCUGGAGAAAGAUUUGAGGCCAAGUAGACAUGCUAUGAUGAUACAGUAUGCUAUUGAUUUUGUUCACGAAUUCUUUGAUCAAAAUCCAAUUUCACAGAUUGGUAUUGUGAUUAUGAGAAAUGGUCUUGCGCAAUUAGUGAGUCAGGUGAGUGGAAACCCACAGGAUCAUAUCGAUGCUUUAAAAUCAAUAAGGAAACAAGAGCCAAAGGGUAACCCUUCUUUACAAAAUGCAUUAGAGAUGGCUCGAGGUCUUCUUUUACCAGUGCCAUCCCACUGUACAAGAGAAGUGUUAAUCAUAUUUGGCAGUCUUUCAAGUACAGAUCCAGGUGACGUCCAUCAGACAAUCAAUUCUCUGGUUAGAGAAAGAAUACGUACAAGGGUAAUUGGUUUAUCAGCUCAGGUUGCCAUCUGUAAAGAACUUUGUAAACAGACAAAUUAUGGCGAUGAAUCCUACUAUAAUAUAUUAUUAGAUGAAACACACUUCAAAGAGUUAUUUGACGAAGCUGUUACUCCAUUACCCGUGAAUAAAAUAAAUAAAGGUUUUACUUUGGUGAAAAUGGGUUUCCCAACUAGAAUAUUUGAAGAUACUCCAACAUUCUGCUCAUGUCACUCAAAACUUAUCUAUGGUGGUUAUUUCUGUCCAAAUUGUCAUAGCAAAAUUUGUUCAUUACCAACCGUAUGUCCUUGCUGUGAUUUAAUGUUGAUUCUUUCAACGCAUUUGGCGAGAUCUUACCAUCAUCUAAUGCCAUUGAAAACCUUUAAGGAGGUUCCAUCAGACGAAACUUUUAAAACUGAAAACUGCUACAGUUGUCAAAAAAAAUUCCCCAUUUUAAAGAAUCACAAAACAGGCAACCUCUUAACAAGUUCUCGUUAUAGGUGUUCGGACUGUCAAGAAGAUUUUUGUAUCGAUUGUGAUCUAUUCAUUCAUGAGGUUUUACAUAAUUGCCCUGGCUGUGAGGCAAAACCUACAAUAAUAUAA